GGGCGGCGGCGCGGGCGGAGGGCGACGAGGAUGGGAACCGGGCCCCUGGGCGGCCCGCAGCCUCCGGAGCCCCGCUGACGGCGGCCGCGGCGACCCGCGCAGGAGCCGACAUGUGUCUGCGCCUCGGUGGCCUCAGUGUGUGUGAUUUCCGGAAGGUGCUGAUGAAGACAGGCCUGGUGCUGGUGGUGCUGGGCCAUGUGAGCUUCAUCACAGCCGCCCUGCUCCAUGGCACUGUGCUGCGCUAUGUGGCUGCCCCCCACGACGCUGUGGCUCUGCAGUACUGUGCAGUCAACAUCCUCUCUGUCACUUCUGCUAUCGUGGUCAUCACCUCUGGCAUUGCAACUAUCGUGUUGUCACGUUACCUCCCCAGCACCCCUCUGCGCUGGACAGUGUUUAGCUCGAGCGUGGCCUGUGCUCUCCUCUCUCUGACCUGUGCCCUCGGCCUCUUGUCCUCGAUCGCUGUGACCUUUGCCACUCAGGGCCGGGCACUGCUGGCUGCCUGCACUUUUGAGAGCCCUGAUCUACUGGCCCUCACACCUGACUGUCCCUUCGACCCCACACGCAUUUACAGCUCCAGCCUGUGCCUCUGGGCCAUCGCACUAGUGCUCUGCAUGGUGGAGAGCAUGUUUGCUGUGCGCUGCGCCCAGCUCGCCCACCAGCUGCUGGAACUGAGGCCCUGGUGGGGGAAAAGCAGCCACCAUGCGAUGCGGGAGAGCCCAGAGCCCGUGGAGCACCGGGACCUGCUGAGCUGCACCAGCUCUGAGCUGCUGACCCUCUGAGAUCUGAUGUCUCACCCAUGGCCACUGGACCCUGCAACCAAGUCUGCACCAUGACCAAGCCAAGAUUCCUGGAGCCGGCCCAAGAGGGCCCAGUGGACCCUUGGGGACCCAGUAGGGCUUUCAACUCCCUCCUCUGCCAUCCAGCCCACUGCACUGAAACGAGACUUUAUUCUGAAGUUAUUAAAAAGAACAGAGUUGCUC
Propithecus coquereli (Coquerel's sifaka) is the source of this 980-nucleotide messenger RNA. It is a transcript of the gene TMEM54, whose product is annotated as transmembrane protein 54. NCBI's taxonomy places the organism in Eukaryota, Metazoa, Chordata, Mammalia, Primates, Indriidae. The coding region runs from base 111 to 779 and encodes 222 amino acids. The transcript has 6 exons. The record is from RefSeq and is a predicted model, not a curated record.